This is a messenger RNA of Phyllostomus discolor (pale spear-nosed bat), 1077 nucleotides long. RefSeq names its product myeloid derived growth factor (gene MYDGF). Lineage: Eukaryota; Metazoa; Chordata; Mammalia; Chiroptera; Phyllostomidae. Gene Ontology annotation, biological process: positive regulation of angiogenesis; positive regulation of endothelial cell proliferation. The transcript is spliced from 6 exons. The coding region runs from base 45 to 569 and encodes 174 amino acids. The record is from RefSeq and is a predicted model, not a curated record.
CGUAGCGUUCCGUCCGCUGUUUGCCUCAGGUACCCGAUCCCAAGAUGGCGGCGCCCAGCGGAAGGAGGGACGGUGGCGGAGUUGCAAGCUUGUGGGCCACGCUGCUUCUGGUGGCUGUGGCGCUGAGGCCAGCAGAAGCGGUGUCCGAGCCCACAACCGUGGCAUUUGACGUGCGGCCCGGCGGCGUUGUGCACACCUUCUCCCAGAACGUGGGCCCUGGGGACAAAUAUACCUGUGUAUUCACCUAUGCUUCUCAAGGAGGGACCAACGAGAAGUGGCAGAUGAGUCUGGGGACCAGCGAAGACCACCAGCACUUCACUUGCACCAUCUGGAGGCCCCAGGGCAAGUCCUACCUGUACUUCACACAGUUCAAGGCGGAGGUGCGCGGUGCCGAGAUUGAGUACGGCAUGGCUUAUUCUAAAGCUGCGUUUGAAAGAGAGAGUGACGUUCCCCUGAAAAACGAAGAAUUUGAAGUGACCAAAACAGCAGUGUCCCACAGGCCCGGGGCGUUCAAGGCCGAGCUGUCCAAGCUGGUGAUCGUGGCCAAGGCGUCCCGCAGUGAGCUGUGACCAGCAGCCCCCCGGAGGGCAGCUUUCCCUCAUCUCUACUAAAGGAGCCGUGCCCUGCGAGGGCCAGCGCAUUACCGGUCUCCUAGAGGACACUGAGGGAUUUCUGCCCUGGCGAUGUUGCCCUGCCUGGAGGGGCUCACAGGGUGAUGAGACCCUGGGACAGAGUCCGGGGCCAGGAGGUGUUGGGCCUGCCGGGCCCCGCCCCCAGCCCCCUCCACUCACCCUUGCUCCUCUGAACUCCGCAGAGUGCAGGUCCCAGCCCUGCUGCUGGUUGUGACAGGAGAGACAUCAGCACAAGGGGGUGGGGGGUGGGGGGGUCACAGCGUUUCUGAAGCCCGUGUCUCCCCUUGGGCACAGGCCAGGCUCCGGACUUUCCAGGAAGAAUGGUCCCGCUGCCCUCUGACCCCAAGCUGACUGUUUUCUCAGUUUCCCCAGGAGACCACCUUUCAGACUAACUGGGAAGAAAUGAAAUGUUCUUUUGUAUUUAAAUAAAUAAAUUGAAAAGGAA